Messenger RNA from Cladophialophora psammophila CBS 110553, 2628 nucleotides. RefSeq lists its product as uncharacterized. NCBI's taxonomy places the organism in Eukaryota, Fungi, Ascomycota, Eurotiomycetes, Chaetothyriales, Herpotrichiellaceae. The transcript has 2 exons. The record is from RefSeq and is a predicted model, not a curated record. The coding region runs from base 1 to 2628 and encodes 875 amino acids.
AUGGACCCCGAAUCUUCCGACAGCGACGUCUCUGUUGACAGAGGCGAUGACUUUCGAUUCACGGGCCCGUUGACUGCACCGAUUCCUUUGCCAGCGCCAGCAUCAAAACACGCCCUGGAGUCUUCUGAUGCCGUCCAGGCACGUCUCGACGAACUGCAGCGCGUUGAGGACCACAACGUCAAGAAAUUCGAUCUGCUCAGAGCCAAGCGCGCUCGCAAAGAUGACAAGAUUCGUCGCAAACGGGAAACCCAAGACAGGAAAUGGGCCCUCAUUAUGGAAGCUCGUCAGCGAAGAGACGCCAGAAUCGAGGCGCGCCGAAGGAGGGAAGAUAUGGCCUUUGCCCAGUUUGAUCAUGACCUCGAGGAUGAAGAAAGUAAUCUCCGACGCCGGCUGAAGCGACUUAAACGUGGAUUGCCAGCAGAUGACUCGCCAAUGCCGGGAGGCCGUAGCAUAUCCUCAUCGUCAAUGUCGCCGCCGGGACCCGCACUUUCAACACUCCCUCCACCCCCAAAACGUCACCAGGUUGGCCCCCCUGGUCAACCUGAUGCUAUCAAUCCAGCCCAGUCGAGACCUUCACCGCAAUCAGGUCUAGCAGCUCCUGCGAAAAGCACUCUGCCUGCUCCCUCCUAUUCUUUCUAUCGCGACUCCCCAUCAUCGUACCCGCGACCAUAUCAUCACUCAUCCUACUCGACCACACCAAGCAAUGCUUCCCCGACGAUUACGACUAACGGAUCAGGUCAUGGCCCCCAACCCUCUGCCGAUCGCUCGCAUCUUAACCAUCUAGGACGGCCGGCUUCUCCUCUUACGCGACCCGUCCCAAGUACUCAGUCACCAGUGACACCAGCAACAAACCCUAAUCCACCAAGACAGAUAUAUGAUACCCGUCCACCCCCUCCCGCCACGUCUUCGGGAUUCGCUUCCAUCAAUGCGCCGUCAACAUCUGGAUUUGCGACCAUCAACGCGAGAACAAACGCAACUCCGCCGGCCACACACAUCCCCUUGUCUAGGCCUCCCAACGAGGUGGAUAACAAGACAUCCAGUCAUCCGGUCGAACCGAAUCACUUCCACUCUUACCCAGGUGCACCGAAUACUUCCAACUCCACGGGACAAACGGGGAGCGGUGCUAAACGCACACCCUCAACGACCCAUCCAUAUCAGAUGUCAGAGGCCUUUGCAAACCGACACCAUCACUGCGAAAGAGUUGAUACCUUGAACCGCGGUAUCUGGACCUCGUAUGGUCCGGGAGGGACAGCAGAUCAUCCGACAGGACCCGCAGUCGAGAUGUACCUUCGCUGCAACCAUGAUGGGUGUUCACGUAUCGAUUGGCGCACUGUCCAUGGUCUGCAAUGCCACAUUGUCAAGAAUCAUGAUCAGCCGAAGGGCACCAUCGGCAGUCUCGAUAAGGCACUUGAGAAAUAUGGUGUUCCGGUCAAAGAGGUCGAAGAUUUCGAAUUCCACCACGGUAGAGGAACAGCGGGAACAAUGGCAGACCCCAAGAACUUGAAGAUGAAGCUGAAGACCAAGGUCCAGAGUUUUGGGAGAGUCGGCACGCCAGGCUCUUUUGGCGUCGAUCCUGAGGCGAGACCCGCUGGCUAUAGACCAAGUCCGGCUGCAACCGACGACAGUCCCACCAUGUCUGAUGCUCUGAAAAGGAGUCCAGACUUAGCCAAGAUAAACGGCCAACAGUCCCGUGCCUCGAACAAUGAAACCGGAAGACAAUCUGCGCCUCAGACGGCAUCUAGCUCGCCGGCGAACACCUAUAUGGUCGGCCGACCCGGCUGGCUGGGAGUAAAUGCGCCGUUGUCGACCCCGGUGAGCGUUGAACCAGAACCUAAAAGUUUGCAGGGUGACUUCAGCUCGACUGAACCGUCGAGUAGCGAACAAGCCUUGGGUUCUCAACUCGGCCUUUCCACCACAGGGUCUCCACCUACCCCUCCAUCAACUGUCAAGGUUGCCCCCCUGCGGCCGCAAUCUAGGAACAUAAUUACAGUCAGUGAAGCCGUGAAAAAUCCCCCCAACCAGCAAUCCUGUGCUCCACCAGACGAGCCUGAGCCGUCGGUUUCUUCAACCCAACCACAGCCAGCCGAGGUCAAGAGCGAAGAGGAAAAGCAAGACGGGCAGACCGCGACUGAGGAGCCUUCUAACCAACAAGCAAAAGAUCAUGAUAUUGAAAUGACCGGAACCACGGAGGACAGCCAAGAAAAGCCAAAUGAGAGCAGAGUAAAUGGUGCCACUAAUAGCGAUAAGAAUGCAGCGUCAGCUGAAAAGCCGACACGGGCGGCGGAUUCGGUUGGAGAACGAUCCGAGACCAGUGAGGUAGAUGGGAAUGCCGCGAAGGAAGCUAGCACAUCAAGUGCCCGACGAUCCAACGUUCAAUCUCCGACAAUCACGACAAGAUCUCUGACUGCUACUACGCCCAGCAGCGCACGACGACCGAGUCGACGAUUCAGCGGUGCCAGGAAAUCCCUGGAGGUUGAUGGGGAGCUUCGCAAACCUGGAAACAACGAGAACGAUGAGAAAGAAAGAGAAGAAAAAGACGGCAAGGAUGAGAAGACCGAAAAGGAGAAUGCCCGGCUAGAACCUCGGCGGUCAUUGACUGGACGAAUCCUACGAAGAGGGAGAUGGUAA